This is a messenger RNA of Brassica rapa (field mustard), 1320 nucleotides long. RefSeq lists its product as uncharacterized. Lineage: Eukaryota; Viridiplantae; Streptophyta; Magnoliopsida; Brassicales; Brassicaceae. The record is from RefSeq and is a predicted model, not a curated record.
UAAAAUAUAAUAAACAAUUAGAUUAUACAAAAUAAAUAAAAAAAAUAAAAUAAAGGAACCGCUAAAAACACUCUGCAAGAGCUGUGUAACUACUGUGUAUAGUGGUUCAUUGAUUUUACUCACAAAUUUUGAACCGCAAACAGUCUAUUAAUAUUUUAUUAUUAGAUUAAGCAGUUCAGUUUCUGAUUUAACAAAAUGUUGAAUGGAAGAGUAGAAGGUGGAUCGUACGUAUAGGUGUGUCUUCCACCUUUGGCCCAUCUCCCAUUCAAAACCAAAAUGCGUCGAGACUCAGUGGUCGUUGUGCGCCUGACAGCUACGGCCCUCCAGCUUUCUCUUUACCCAACAAUCCACACGCGCUCCUAGACAUACGGCGCGUGUACCAAUCCCACUCCCAAAACUAUUCCUUACGACUUUUUUGCCUUAAUUAAAGAGUGUUUCUUCGUUUUUGUUUUCUACCUUAAAUAUUUGUCAAAACUCUCUAUUUGGUUUAUUCUCUUCUUCUUCCUUCUCUCUGCUUUUGAAGCAUUCCUGUGAGUGAAUUCGAUCGAAUAAAACAAAAGAGUGGGUAAACAAAAUGGAUAUGGCGACGGUAACGAAAUAUCUGGAGAGAUCGGUGCAGAAUUGUUCAUUGAGUAACCAGAUAAGGAGUUUCGAAGAUGAGCUUGGUCUGACGGACGAGAGCGGAGAAGAUCAUGUCCCGAUCUUGGAUAGAACGUUGGAGCUUAAUUCUCACAUAUCUAUUCCUUCACAUUUGGAACAGUGUCUUGAUCUUAAGACAGGAGAGAUUUUCUACAUAAACCGGAAAAACGGAAUGAGGGUGAUGGAAGAUCCAAGGAACUCGGUUAGCAACGACAAUGCAGAUGAUUUCAGUGGAGAGUCGGAUGUAACUAUGUUUUCAGAAGAAGAUAGCGUGUCCUAUUAUGAGAGCGAAGAGUCUUCAUCAGAGUCAUCAAGGGAGAGUCACAUAGAAGAGGAAGAAGAACAAGUUCUUGCGGUUGCUGGUUGCAAAGCUUGUUAUAUGUAUUUCAUGGUACCUAAACUCUUAAACGAUUGCCCCAAAUGUGCAGCUCAGCUUCUCCACUUUGAUCGACCUCACUCUGCUUCUCCUUAAAUGUUUUUGUUUUCAUUUCUUUUCAGUCUCUUCACAUAAGCUUUUAGUUUUUCUUUCAUUUUCUUUACUCUCCUUUUCAUCUCAUAGAUUCUAUAUGUAUAAAGUAUUGGUCGUGUUCUGUUUCAAUCGCAUUAACACGAGGUUUGAAGGCAAUGUUUCAAACAACAGAUGAAAAACAUUAAUCAGGGUUAGAAUGGUGGUAGCAUGCA